Molecule: messenger RNA, 1002 nt
Organism: Fulvia fulva
Lineage: Eukaryota; Fungi; Ascomycota; Dothideomycetes; Mycosphaerellales; Mycosphaerellaceae
Product: Aspirochlorine biosynthesis protein N
Exons: 1
Coding region: 1-1002 (333 amino acids)
Molecular function (GO): oxidoreductase activity
Source: RefSeq, a predicted model, not a curated record
AUGAUUUCGCGAUUGUUUCCUUCAUCUCGUAAAGCAACUACCACAGCACUCAGUAGACUACUCAGACACAGCACCAACACCCAGACUACGCGACUACAGCACACGUCCACCAUGACGACCACAAUCUUCAAACACAUCGACCCCUCCUCCUACACCGGCAAGCCCUGGUCCAAAGUCGACGGCCCCGGCAUGUCCUUCAAAAUGAUGGACGUAAACCGCCCCGUCUACAACAUCCGCGGCCGCGAGCAAGACUUCACCACCGACAACUCGGGCUUCGCCGUCUACAACUCCCCCGCCAACGAGAAAUCUUUCCGCGACGAUGACAAGAUUCGCGCAGGGUACUAUCAAGAGGUUGAGCAGUUGUUGCGGAAGACACAGAAGGGUAUCAAGAAAGUUGUUAUCUUUGACCAUACGAUAAGGCGCAAGGAGAAGAGUUCGCCGAGGCAGCCGGUGCAGCAGGUUCACGUUGAUCAGACGCCAGGGGCUGCGGAGGUGAGGGUUAGGAGACAUUUGCCGGCUGAGGAGGCGGAGGGGUUGCUGAAGGGGCGGUAUCAGAUUAUCAACGUCUGGCGCCCCAUUGAGAACCCGGCCUCCGACUUCCCUCUCGCGGUGAUAGAUUGGCGCUCAACUCAACCCGAAGACUUCAAGCCUGUCGACCUGAUGUACCCAAAGCGCGCCGACUCCGUCCACGACGACGAUGACAGAGGGAAGGAGAAGCUCCCAGAUGAGAAGUCGUACUACUCUUCUGAGGGCUACGAGGCACGGGGCGAGACUUUGGGCGUUGCGCCGAACGAGGGACACAAGUUUUACUAUAUGAAGGACAUGACACCGGACGAGGUUAUGUUGCUGAAGUGUUACGACUCGUAUGGACAUGAUCAGCCGAUGGGGAAGGAGGGAAUUGCGGUGAGGACGCCGCAUACUGCGUUUAUUGAUCCUAAUACGCCUGCGGAUGCGCCGGGGAGGCAGAGUAUUGAGGUUAGGUGUUUGGUGUUUUACGAUUGA